AAUACGUGGUUGGGAUUAUGAAUGGGUGCAGCGGAAGCAUCGUCUACCCGGACAUGACGCCAGCCAAUGGGAAAGUCUUGUGCGUGGGGGUAUGACGUUGGACGCCGUAGUGUGGGGAUUGGAAUGUUACAGUGUAGCAGUCGGAACCACUGCAUUUGGUAACUGGACACUAGGAUCAGAGACUUUCUUAGUUUACAACUUUGUUCGAAUUCUCUCUGUCCAGGGAAAUCGGAACAUUGGAAUAUUUGAAGCCGUGGUUAUUUUUCAUAACAAACCCGUGUUGCUGUGGUUGCUUUCAAAGGAAGAGAAAUGCAGGGAUUUGUAUGGUUACAGUGCUUUAAAUAAACUACGAGCUUUAUUCAAGAAUCAUGAAAUAACCCCCACAUUCUUCGCGCUUCCGAUUCUGUGGUGUGUUGGUCGGUCCAUGGUGUUAAAAUAUAUCUCUGCGGCACUUAGACCUCUCUGUGCUGUGCAGCACAAUCAGCACAGCCUCAGACUGAGACUCAGAGAGUCACAGUGGAAGUAGUUCGCCGGUUUCAGCAAGCUGUUGUGGUCGGCUGCUGACGGCUACUCAUCGGCUGUUUAAAACAGACGUGAACCCGUUGCUAGAUUAGACGAUACACCACCAAUACAGGUUUGUAAAAUGAUAGACAGAAGGGGAGAAAGAUAAAGAAUAAAGAAGUCGCCCACAUGCGCUGGACCAAUCCAAGGAUUUGGGAACGGAAUAAGGUGGAAGAUAAGAGUUUGAAAUCUUUGCAGGCUGGAAGAUGGCGGAUUGGAUCUGGAAGUGGUGAUAGCAAAACUUCGUGGUUUUUGGGAUUUAUUUGUAAAAAUAUCGAUCCAGACAGGACACAUGCAGGCCAAAAAACGCUAUUUAAUCUUGCUGUCCGCCGGCGUCUGUCUAAGUCUUCUGUUCUACUUUGGAGGCUUGCAAGUUCGAGCAACGAGGAGGAAUCCGAACCGGCGUGAGGAUCAUAGCAGAAAUGGUUUACAUUCGGGUCCGGAUCAGACCUGGCCGCAUUUUUCAGACCAUUUACAACCAUUUAUGCCGUGGGAUCAAUUGGAAAACGAGGAUUACAACGUGCACAUAUCCCCAAAACAGAAAAGGGACGCCAAUGCAAGCAUUUACAAAGGUAAACGGUGUCGCAUGGAGUCAUGCUUUGAUUUCUCGAUCUGCAAGAAAAAUGGCUUUAAAGUAUACACCUACCCUCAACAAAAAGGGGAGAAAAUCUCGGAAAGUUACCAAAAUAUUUUGUCCGCGAUUGAGACCUCCAGGUUCUACACAUCAGACCCCAGCCAAGCCUGUUUGUUCGUCCUAAGUUUGGAUACUUUAGACAGAGACCAGCUCUCUCCUCAGUACGUACAUAGCUUGAAAACAAAAGUCCAAAACCUGCACCUAUGGAACAAUGGUAGAAAUCACUUAAUUUUUAAUUUAUAUUCGGGCACAUGGCCCGAUUACACAGAAGACUUGGGAUUUGAUAUCGGCCAGGCCAUGUUGGCAAAAGCUAGCAUUGGGACCGAAAACUUUAGACCUCAUUUUGAUGUUUCUAUUCCGUUAUUUUCUAAAGAUCACCCCAGGACAGGUGGGGAUAGGGGUUAUUUGAAGUUUAAUACAAUCCCACCAUUUAGGAAAUACAUGCUGGUGUUCAAGGGGAAAAGGUAUUUGACAGGGAUCGGGUCAGACACUAGGAAUGCCUUAUACCAUGUACACAAUGCGGAGGAUGUAGUCCUAUUGACUACCUGCAAACAUGGCAAAGACUGGCAAAAGCACAAGGACGCCCGUUGCGAUAAAGACAACGCAGAAUAUGACAAAUAUGAUUAUCGAGAAAUGCUGCACAACGCGACCUUCUGUUUGGCUCCUCGAGGCCGCAGGCUGGGUUCCUUCCGGUUCCUGGAAGCAUUGCAGGCUGCCUGUGUCCCUGUUAUGCUCAGUAACGGAUGGGAGCUGCCUUUCUCAGAAGUAAUCGAUUGGAACACAGCUGCUGUCAUUGGAGAUGAAAGAUUAUUAUUGCAGAUCCCGUCAACAGUCAGGUCCAUCCAUCAGGACAAAAUCCUAGCACUUAGACAGCAAACACAGUUCUUGUGGGAGGCAUAUUUCUCUUCAGUGGAGAAGAUUGUAUUGACUACUUUAGAGAUCAUUCAGGAUAGAAUUUUCAAGCACAUAUCACGCAACAGCUUACUCUGGAACAGCCACCCGGGGGCACUGUUUGCGUUGCCACAAUAUUCUGCUUAUCUUGGAGAUUUCCCUUUCUACUAUGCAGAUCUUGGAAUCAAACCUUCUACCAAAUUUACUGCAGUGAUCCAUGCAGUGACUCCACUGGUUUCACAGUCACAGCCAAUUUUGAAACUCCUUGUAGCUGUCUCCAAGUCUCAGUACUGUGCACAGAUUGUUGUUUUGUGGAACUGUGACAAGCCCUUGCCAGCCAAACACCGCUGGCCACCUACAUCCGUGCCUGUCAUAGUAAUAGAAGGAGAGAACAAGAUCAUGGGCAGUCGCUUUCAGCCCUAUGAUACUAUACUCACCGAUGCUGUACUGAGCCUUGAUGAGGACACAGUACUGUCAACCACAGAGGUGGAUUUUGCCUUUACAGUGUGGCAGAGUUUUCCAGAGAGGAUUGUGGGAUACCCUGCUCGCAGUCAUUUCUGGGACAGCAACAAGGAGAGGUGGGGCUAUACCUCGAAGUGGACUAAUGACUAUUCCAUGGUAUUGACAGGAGCUGCUAUAUACCACAGAUAUUAUCACUACUUGUACACUAAUUACCUACCUGCUAGCCUGAAGAAUAUGGUGGACCAACUGGCUAACUGCGAGGACAUCCUGAUGAAUUUCCUUGUGUCUGCAGUCACCAAGCUGCCUCCCAUUAAAGUCACACAAAAGAAGCAGUACAAGGAGACCAUGAUGGGACAGUCCUCUCGUGCCUCUCGCUGGGCUGAUCCGGACCACUUUGCUCAGCGGCAGACCUGCAUGAACAAAUUUGCCAACUGGUUUGGCACCAUGCCCCUCAUCCAUUCUCAGAUGAGGCUGGACCCAGUCCUUUUCAAAGACCAGGUCUCCAUUCUCCGUAAAAAGUAUCGGGACAUCGAGCGACUCUAACAAACACUAUGCUGGGGUGGGAAACGGGUUAGUUUAUCCCUUCAACUUCCAGCACACCCACAAUGUUUCAAGCCAGGAGGAAUAACUGCACAUGGAAUCACAAGACUCCUGACUGGGAACUCUUUCUAUAUACUAUUAUUACACAGGCAUCCCGUGGCAUUGCACAGGCUGUAAGUGGUUUGCUUGGAUACAAUUUAAAGAAUUAUCUCCACCCACCUCUUUUCUUCAGCUAUGCAGAUUUGUAUUGCUUUAUGGUCAAGGUGUCAGAGAGAGGCCCUGCUUUUUUGUUAGUUUUUUUUCUUUUUAGUUGAUUUUUGCUACUGCUGUUCAUAUUCAAGCAAGAAUCACCAUAUUCAAAGAAACACAACAUCCGAGAUCAGCAAAAAGCAAACUAAAGUGAUGAGUGAAGUGGCAAAAAAUGGGUUAAGAUUAUUUUAAAAUAAACUUUUCCUAGCUUUUCACUAUAGGGUUUUGUCCCCCUUAUUUGGUCUUGGCAUGAUAUUUAUGAGUUAACCCUUCAAGGGUUAAAUAAUACCCUGAUUUGAGUUCAUUUAGAACAACGCAGAAGACAGAGUAGAGAAAUGCUAUUUGUUACAUCACAUAGGCUAUUUCAUUUUUACCACUCCUCCAUUGAGAGAAAAAAUGGGUCUAAUAUAUUAAAGGCUCUGUCGCUAAAAGGGAUUGUUAAAAGAAAUUGUUCGAUGAUUAAAGAGCCUGAUGGUUUUCAUUUUUUAUUUUAUUUUUAUGUUUUAUUCUCAGACAGCCCGCAGGUACCAGGGAAACACUAUUCGUAGGAAAUAGGAAAGGAAAAGUUUGACAAGAGUCAAGGCAAUAUGUCUUUUUUUUAAUUAUAUGAAGGUCUAAUAGCACAAUUGAAAGUUUGAGAGACACAGCAUUUUUAAUUUUAACCUCAUUGUACUUUUAAAAUAAAACCCCAUUUUGAAGGGUAUUUGUAUGUUGUGAUUCUGAAGCAAUACCCACAUGAGCCAACUAAGGUGCAGUGCACCUUCUAAACUCCAGCACUUUGACUUCUCCUUCCACCUAACAAGCCAAGUUAGUAUUUUGAUGUGAACGUGCUGAGAUUUAUAGGGAGUGCUACAGGGCCACCAAAUACAGAACCAGUAACAAGUAACAACAUUUUAUAAAAAAAAAAGAGAGUAUAAAAAUAUGGAAUGUUCUGUAUCUUUGGAUACAAUCUUGAGCAUAGAGGAGUUUAUCUCAUUGAAGGAUCUUAAAUUGGGGGACUUUGCUCAUAACUACUGGGGUGUGUACAAUAUAGUCAAAUCAAAGUAGUUUGGAAUAUCAUUCUCAUUGGUAACACAUACAGUAAGAGGUCGGCAAGAUUUAUAUAAACCAGUAGUUACAAAUAAGUCCUUGCACCAGUUUCAAAUGUUGCUGGUAGAUUAAAUAACAAAGAUACUAUCAGGCUACACAUGCAACUCACUCGAACUUUUCUUUGCUUUCUGUGAACAGAUGCACCAAAGCAAAUAAUGCAAAACUAAAUAAUGAAUUCAUAAGGGAUACCCACUGUCUGCUAGUACUAAUCCUGUUCUUUUGGAAGGUGGAAUGCAUUUUAAAGCCUGUACCCUCUGUAUUCUCCAGUUUAUGGAUAUGCCUGGGGUGGGGGUGGGGGGGGAGACAAAGUGAUGUCAUGGAACAUGGUAGAUAGCAACACUAGACUAUGAGGAAGAGCAAGUUGUUAUCACCAUUUGUUUCCCUAAAGUUGCCAUCCUGAAGGAUGACAUGGAACUACUGUUCAAAUUGUUCUGUGAUAGAGAUAUUUGAGGCAAAUGUACCCUCUUCCCUGUGGUCUACUUUUGCUACUAGACCAGCAUAUGUAUUUUUUUUUAAGCAUAAAAUUACACAUCUGAUUCCUAAAUGUAUUACGUUAUUUUAUAUAUGUAUUUUUUUUAAAUGAAAGUAUGAAAAUAGGAGAAAGUUUAAAAGAGAUAUACAGAACAAGUCAAUUUAUCAUCAUUUUUUUUUUCUUUUUUUAAAUGAUGACCUAUCCUAGUCCUAAUACAGAGAUGUCCCUCAACUGCAUCAUGCAGCUACUGAAUUCUGCUAUGCCUGUAAUGGGGGGAGGAAAAAUCACUUGCAGCAGGGAUUCUGUAGCUGCAACACGGUUUCAAUGCACAUGCAUGUAAAUAUAUUUUACAGAGGAAUUGGCUGUAUGGCUUCCUGACCGGGUUAUUCAUGAGUUUAUCUUUCAGAUACAUGUAUGCUUGUGGGUCAAACACCUUCAUUUGUUUUUCAAUUUUAAUUUUAAGGAAAUGGUGCUCUGACAAGUGUAUUUCCUUGUUACCCUAUCUGUAAUAAAAGUUUUAUUUUUUAA
Molecule: messenger RNA, 5426 nt
Organism: Acipenser ruthenus (sterlet)
Lineage: Eukaryota; Metazoa; Chordata; Actinopteri; Acipenseriformes; Acipenseridae
Product: exostosin-1
Exons: 11
Coding region: 854-3091 (745 amino acids)
Cellular component (GO): membrane
Molecular function (GO): glycosyltransferase activity
Source: RefSeq, a predicted model, not a curated record